AUGGUACCAAAGGGACUUCUCUUAAUUCUGUGCCUUCCGUUACCAUUUCAUGCCCAAGGUAGAGCUGACCAAAACUGGAUGGAUGGUAUUGAAAACCGUUUGCACCUUUUAGAAGAAGCCAAUAAGGAACUUAAGAAUGAAAACUCCAAUCUCAAAGCAGAAAUUAAAAAAAUAAAAGGGCUGUUGGGGAAAAUUCAACGAGAAAAUACUGCCUUGAAGAUGAUUUCUGGUGUUCCAAAAAUAACGAACGAAACUGAUGUAUUAAAUAUAGGAAAACAGUCAAAUUUCCCUCAACAAGCUAAAGGCAACGAAAACAGAAGAAUAGAGAAAACCAAUUCGAACGUGAAAAUGAAAAAUAAAAAUGCCAUAAGUGAUACACUCAUGGUUGAAACAAGCAGAAUUGUGCCAAGAAUCAUUCCUCCAACAUCAGUUUCAACUGCACAGCAUGUCGCAUUCUAUGCCUACAUGAAUUCCUUUUCCCAGCCUAAUAUCCCCGCCCACGUGACCCUUACAUUCGACACAGUCAUAAUAAACGAAGGAAAUGGAUAUAGUAAACACGAUGGAGUUUUCAUUGUGCCUGUUACGGGAACAUACGCAUUUCACUGGUCAUUGAAAGUAACUGUCCGGUCAUGGGCAAGUGUCGAAAUAAUUGUAAAUGGGAAUGCUAUUGGAUGUGCAUCUUCUGAAACACAAAGAGUUGAUCAUUGGGGGACAGGGAGUGAAUUAGUCAUCACUCACGCAAACUUUGGUGACCACGUAUUCGUGCGAACGCAGGAGCCUGUAAUAGGAUCUAUUAUUAGUAACAAUCGUGCGAGGUCAUCAUUUUCCGGAUGGUUAAUGCAUACAUAA
Saccostrea cuccullata (small rock oyster) is the source of this 849-nucleotide messenger RNA. RefSeq lists its product as uncharacterized. Lineage: Eukaryota; Metazoa; Mollusca; Bivalvia; Ostreida; Ostreidae. The transcript is spliced from 2 exons. Gene Ontology annotation, molecular function: protein binding. The record is from RefSeq and is a predicted model, not a curated record. Bases 1 to 849 code for a protein of 282 amino acids.